Aspergillus aculeatus ATCC 16872 is the source of this 634-nucleotide messenger RNA. RefSeq lists its product as uncharacterized. Lineage: Eukaryota; Fungi; Ascomycota; Eurotiomycetes; Eurotiales; Aspergillaceae. The record is from RefSeq and is a predicted model, not a curated record. The transcript has a single exon. The coding region runs from base 115 to 396 and encodes 93 amino acids.
GGGCAAUCUGGAAUGGCUGGGGGAGGGAUCCAUAUCAAGAACUCGAUCAUUGUAAGGCCAACCAACGCCUCCAUGCGCAGAAUGUCCUUUGAAGCCUGAGUCGAGAAAUCUCCAAUGUUCCGCGGCAUCAAGAACAUGACAAACGUCUGCAGUCUAUCCUGGUGCCUGGUUCAAUUGUGGAUUGCAUUUAGUAGUCUAGCUCUUGGUACGGCAUAUCCGGGCCCUGAUGCCUUUCCUUCUCCCUCCAUGCUUGCUCUUUUUAGAAUGGCAGCUCCGACAGCAAGCAAGCUCGCACCAAUGGUAAAACGAGGCGCCGCUACCGAAGUUUCGGUUGCCUUGGGUGGGCUUGGCUUGCUGGAUGAAAUGGAUAAUUCCCGCAAGGCGUUUUCUUCCUAACACCGGUUGUAUACUAUUUGUCGCGAACGGGAAGGAAGAGGCUUGGGUUCAUCGGGAAACUGAUUAAAAAUUCGAGUUUUGGUGUAUGUAGGGGCAGUGACAAACACAAUUUCCAGCACGGGUUGUGAGUUGCUCAAUUAAGGUAACGUCCUCGACUGCUUCCUUAUGCACAAUUGCACAUCCUGAGCGGAGCGAAUGAUCGACGCGACUCAUGACGGCGGCCCUGAGAGGUUUCCCC